UCCAUCCCUCCAUGCGGAUUGGUUCGAUUUGCACCAUUCUCCAGAUUGGUUUGAGUAAGCUAAAUUGUAUGAAAAGAAGAAGUACAUGUAACCUUAUCAGUCCUUCACCAACUAUUCUUUCACACAUUUCCAUGGAAGAGCAGCACAUAAAAACCUGAGGUCCUCUGGUGAGGCUGCUGUGGAGUCAUCAUGGUGGGCUAUGACCCAGGGUCUAAGGGUGCUGCUCCAGCCCCAGAAGAUGCAGCCCUGUCUGGGUCAGCCGCAGGCAUGGUGACCCGAGCCCUGAUCAGCCCCCUGGAUGUCAUCAAGAUAAGAUUCCAGUUGCAGAUAGAGCGCGUAUCGUCAAGGCACCCUGAAGGGAAGUACUGGGGUCUGUUCCAGGCAUCACGUUGUAUCCUGGCAGAGGAGGGGCUGCCUGCCUUCUGGAAAGGACAUGUCCCCGCCCAGCUCCUCUCUGUCUGCUUCGGGGCAGUACAGUUUGCCAGCUUUGAGUUCCUGACUGAGAUGACCCACAAGAGCACCGCAUAUGACAGCCAGACAGCAGGGGUGCACUUUGUGUGUGGCGGUCUGGCCGCCUGCUCUGCCACUGUAGCCUGCCAGCCACUAGACACACUGCGAACACGCUUCGCAGCUCAGGGAGAGCCCAAGGUGUAUGGCAGCCUGAGACAUGCUGUGUCCACCAUGUACCGCACUGAGGGGGCCCUGGGGUUCUACCGUGGCCUGGGCCCAACACUGGUGGCAGUGUUCCCCUACGCAGGCCUGCAGUUCUUCUUCUACAAGGUCCUCAAGAACCUCAUGGGACCACCGCCCAAGGACAGCAACGUCGGAGGCAACCUCAGAAGCUUGGUAUGUGGAAGCUGUGCUGGAGUCAUCAGCAAGACAAUGACCUACCCCUUUGACCUCAUCAAAAAGAGACUGCAGGUGGGAGGGUUUGAAGAAGCCAGAGUCCACUUUGGACAGGUGCGGAAGUAUGGUGGCUUUGUAGACUGUGUGUCCCAGAUCGCCAGAGAGGAGGGUCUCCGGGGCUUUCUCAAAGGCCUAUCUCCCAGCCUAGUGAAAGCAGCUGUCUCCACGGGCUUCACCUUCUUCUGGUAUGAGUUCUUCCUUAAUGCCAUACAGAACCUGAAGGGCAGCCAGUGAGCAGAGGAGCUCUGGGUAGAAGUUGCUUUUAGGCACAGAUCUAGGAUCAGCUCAACCGCUCCAAAUUCUAAUCUCAACCAAUAUGGGGAAAAUGUGAAAAUGGACCAUAGAGCAGUGUCUAGGGCAGCAUUUUCCUAACUCGGUCCUCGGGACCCCAGGGGGUACACAUUUUGUUUUUUGCCCUAGCACUACACAGCUGAUUCAAAUGAUCAAGGCUUGAUGAUUAGUUGAUUAUUUGAAUCAGCUGUGUAGUGCUAGGGCAAAAACCAAAACGUCCACCCGGGGCCAGAAUCGAGUUUAGGAAACCCUGGCUUAGGGGCAACUGAAGAAGCACUGGAACUCAAAGCACUGGGUAAGAAAGGAGGGAAU
Oncorhynchus mykiss (rainbow trout) is the source of this 1509-nucleotide messenger RNA. RefSeq names its product mitochondrial thiamine pyrophosphate carrier. Lineage: Eukaryota; Metazoa; Chordata; Actinopteri; Salmoniformes; Salmonidae. The record is from RefSeq and is a predicted model, not a curated record. Gene Ontology annotation, biological process: transmembrane transport.